Pseudomassariella vexata is the source of this 639-nucleotide messenger RNA. RefSeq lists its product as uncharacterized. Bases 1 to 639 code for a protein of 212 amino acids. The record is from RefSeq and is a predicted model, not a curated record. The transcript has 5 exons. Lineage: Eukaryota; Fungi; Ascomycota; Sordariomycetes; Amphisphaeriales; Pseudomassariaceae.
AUGGCACAAACCUCAAACAAACCUGUCUUCUCCUUGUCUCUGUUGGCCCUUGAGUUCAAGUACGAGUACGUAUGCCCCUUGCCUCCAACUCUAGGCGAGGGUUCACCGGGCAUCACUUGGAAGGCCGACGUCAAGUGCAUCCAUGACACCGCCAUGCCCCUUUUCGAGCAAGGGAAGGAGAUCAUUUUGAUUGGUCAUUCCUAUGGUGGGGGCUUCUCACAACUCAUUCUUCUGGCUGCUUUUGUAGUGCCCCAGAGGGGCAUGGAUUUGUUGGAGAUGUAUCGUGGUGCAUGGCCAGACAUCGUUCAAACUACAAAGCCUUACACCAAGAACCAAUUGGUGAUUCCCAGAGAGGAAUGCAAGGACCUCUUUUACACCGACGUCCCCAAGGGUGAUCGGGACAUAUACUACAACAUGAUGGUUCCUAGUUCACAAGAUACUUGGGAAACGCCAUUCGAUUUUGUUGUGGCCGAUGUGACUAUCCCCAAGGCGUACAUAAUAUGCACGCAAGACUUGGGCAUGUCAGCGAAGGCGCAAGAGAUGAUUGUGAAAACGCCUGGUCUACACUUCCCGGUCAAAAGGAUGGACUCGGGACAUAGCCCGUUUCUGGACCAGCCGGCGAGGGUAGUGGAGGACUAA